AUGGGUGGACGCAGGCUGAUUAAGGCUGCGGCUGUGCUCAUUGUUUUGGGUUACAGCAGUUUGCUUGUUUAUCAAAGCGGAGUGAACUUUAAUUUUCAAGACAAUCGAGCAUCUGUGCAAGUCGCUGUCCUAUCUAUUGAACCUGUUACAAAGACCACUUUGUAUGAAAGUGAACUGAAUAAUAAUAUAACUUUAAGUGAUGUAUUUAUUAGUGUAAAGACUACAAAACAUUAUCAGUAUACAAGACUGCCAAUUAUUCUUAAGACGUGGUUCCAGUUGGCUAAACAACAGAUAUGGUUUUUCACGGACACAGACAAUCGUCAACACCAAAACCAAACAAACGGCCACAUGGUAAACACCAAUUGCUCGGCGUCACAUCAGCGAAAACACCUAUGCUGCAAAAUGUCCGUGGAAUAUGACCGUUUUCUGGAGAGCGGUAAAAAGUGGUUUUGUCAUUUCGACGACGACAAUUAUGUGAAUGUGCCACGACUUGUCAGCGUACUCCAGACUUAUAACCACAAAGAGGACUGGUAUCUGGGUAGAACAUCUGUUUACGAACCAGUCAAGAUAUUUAAGAAGCCAACUAAUAAGCUAAUGUUCUCAUUUUGGUUUGCCACCGGAGGUGCUGGAUUUUGUAUCAGUCGGAGCUUAGCAUUGAAAAUGUUACCUGUAGCAAGUGGUGGAAGAUUUAUCAGCAUCUGCGAAGGAAUCAGAUUGCCUGAUGAUGUAUCUGUAGGCUUUAUUAUAGAACAUCUGAUGAAGAAAAACCUAACUCUAGUACCAGAGUUUCAUUCACACCUUGAACAGAUGAAGCUACUGCCACCGGAGACCUUCAGAGACCAGAUCUCUUUUAGUUAUUCGAAGAUUAAAGAAGAAUGGAACGUCGUCAAUGUUCCUGGAUUUGACACUAGAUAUGAUCCAACUAGGUUCCUGUCUCUACACUGUUUUCUUUUCCCUCAUUUCAAGUUUUGCCCGAGGUAG
Messenger RNA from Pieris macdunnoughi, 981 nucleotides. The record is from the annotation of a GenBank genome assembly. Lineage: Eukaryota; Metazoa; Arthropoda; Insecta; Lepidoptera; Pieridae.